AUGAUCGUUGAUGAGAGGUCACGGGAGAUUUCUCACUUGCCUCGCCGGUUUUCAAAACCCCCCUUCAACUGCUACUCCGUCAAGUUCAGCCCCUUCUAUGAGAACCGCCUCGCCGUUGCCACCGCCCAGAACUUUGGUAUCCUCGGCAACGGCCGCCUCCACGUCCUCAUCCUCUCCCCGGACCCUUCCCUCCCUAUCGCGGAGCUUGCCUCCUACGACACCGCCGAUGGUGUCUACGACGUAGCCUGGUCGGAAUCACACGACUCCAUCGUCAUCGUCGCCAUGGCCGACGGCUCCGUGAAGCUCUACGACCUGGCCGUACCCCCCACUUCCAACCCGAUCCGCUCCUUCCCGGAACACACCCGCGAGGUCCACUCCGCCGACUACAACCCCGUCCGCCGCGACUCUUUCCUCUCCUCCUCUUAA
Vigna umbellata (rice bean) is the source of this 426-nucleotide messenger RNA. Lineage: Eukaryota; Viridiplantae; Streptophyta; Magnoliopsida; Fabales; Fabaceae. The record is from RefSeq and is a predicted model, not a curated record.